This is a messenger RNA of Racocetra persica, 819 nucleotides long. NCBI's taxonomy places the organism in Eukaryota, Fungi, Glomeromycota, Glomeromycetes, Diversisporales, Gigasporaceae. The record is from the annotation of a GenBank genome assembly.
AUGUUUAAAGUAAAGACUUUAUUAUUUCUACUAUGCAUACUUUUUGGAUUUUAUUAUCUUUUUUUCUUUAAAAUUCCAUGGCUGUGUUUAUAUGAUGAUGACGCAUGUCGUACUUUACGCCUUGGAUUAAAUGCACAAUCAAACGAUAACAAAAUAUACUCAAAUGAUCCCAAAACAUACUCAAAUAAUACCAAAAUACACUCAAAUGAUACCAAAAUAUACUCAAAUGAUACCAAAAUAUACUCAAAUGAUACCAAAAUAUACUCACAUGAUACUAAAAUAUACUCAAAUGAUACCAAAAUAUAUUACCUUGUAUUAGGUGAUUCGUUUGCACAUGGUGUUUUUAAACCUAGUGACAAGGUAGUUCAUAGUUAUUCUUAUGCAGACGCUUUAUAUGAACGUCUCAAAGAGACAAAUCCAAACAUUGUACUCAAAAAAUUUGCGCAUGGCGGUCAUAACACUGGAAAACUUAUUAGUGAACAGUUAGGCGAAGCUACAAAAUUUAUGAAACAUAAUAGGGGUUUAAUAAAACUUGUUACAAUUACUAUUGGAUUGAACGAUGUUGAACGCUGUCUUAAAACUAGUCCUUCCAAAUGUGACAUUAGGAUUCACAAAAUAGUGAACAAUUUAAAAAAUACGAUAAUUCCCAAGUUGAAGAAAGCAGGAGGUAAAGAUGUACAAUAUUGGGCUACUACAUAUCAUAAUGCACACGCAAAUCUUGAUCAACUCAGUGACAGUUUGAUUAAAGUUUACAGAGAGAAUGGUUUCAAUGUAGUGGAUAUGAGAAAAAUUAUUACAAAAGAAACAGCGUUAAACUAA